Exaiptasia diaphana is the source of this 2315-nucleotide messenger RNA. Its product is annotated as ELMO domain-containing protein 3. The record is from RefSeq and is a predicted model, not a curated record. Bases 93 to 1037 code for a protein of 314 amino acids. NCBI's taxonomy places the organism in Eukaryota, Metazoa, Cnidaria, Anthozoa, Actiniaria, Aiptasiidae. The transcript has 4 exons.
UGAAAAAUUCCGUUGGGCUGGCUGUGUAAACAAUAAAUGUUCUUUGACGCGCCCGCCAGAAUGAAGCCUGAAGUCAAGAGAGUGAAAGAAUAAUGAGCAAAGACGACAAAGAACUAGAUAAAGAAGCAGAACGUGCUUUCAGAAAUUUGACAACCUCUCGAAUAGAUCAAAAUGGUUUUGAUCAAGAAUUCGAUGUAUCGUUCGAUCACGAUACCUUACCGACAAGCACCGAUCGAACGAACAAUCAAAACAAGUCAGCCAGCCAUCCAUCUAGCGCAGAAUCUUUAUCAAAUUCAAGUUCAUAUGAAAUUUCUUCAUCACAAGUUAGCGAAGGCAAGCAARCGGAGAAGAUUUACAAUGAAAGAGAKCCACAAAAGCACCAUGGKAGGUCUUACAAGACUAAGAAAUCCAGUAUUCCACCAGGAAUAAGGAAGCUCCCUUCCCCUCCCACAACCCUUGAACAGGCACAAAUGGAGUGGGAUAUGGUUGAAACUGUGCAGCCUGGUCUGGAUCCUGCUACAGAUUUGCGUGGUUGUGGUCUUUUGGGUCUCCUCAACCUACUCUACCUUGUAACAGAUGAUCGGAUGCACUCUCUCGCACUAGACAUUUACAAACUAUCCCAGCACGAGACACAGAAUUUUCCAUUUUGUGUCAUGUCGAUAAACGUAACUCGCAUUGCUCUUCAUACGUUAAGGGAAGGAAAUCUUAAUAAGGAAUGCAAUGGCCGUAAGUCAGUCAUCAAUGUUUUCUGUGAGUUUUAUGUUUCAAUAUUUCAUUACAUUUAUCAAGUAUGGAAACACGAACACAAAACUAUUAGUGACUCUGGCUUUGUCAUCAAAGAAAGUGAAAAGUUUGCCUUAAAAAAGACAAACAUAGCUCUGAAACAGCUUGAAAAAGCGCUUGUSGAGAGAAAGAAUUUGGUGAUACCAGAGGAAGAGAACAUUUCACCUAAAAAUAAAGACAUUGCAGUAAUGGACAAGUUUUCUGGAGUAUGCGAUUUACCUUCCCAUGAAGAAGAAGAAGUCCACUUGGUUUAGACAGCAACAGUACAUGUAUAUUUAUAUUGUCAAAUUUGGAAAUAGUUCUGAGGUUUACCUUAAGAUUAUCAUUUUGUCUUUUCAGUCAAUUUAUAAACCGCCUCAGCCAACUCUGAGGGAGGGCGGGGAAUGAACGCAUUUUCGCCGAAGAUUUUAAAUCGGUAAGGUAAGGCGGGGGACCAGCUUACGCGCCGUUUUAGCCUCUAAGGGCCGGGACAUGCGGGGAUUUUAAUUGUUAAAAUGUUAAUUCCUUCUAUAUUCCCCCAGGGCUGGACUGAUGCAUUAGAUUGACCUGCAUUCAGACCUAUUGUCGCCAUUGCAAACUUACAAAAAUCCAAAUCUUAGAUCUGAAGAACACACCGCAAACUGCAAAAUAAGAAUCUUCAGUAAAUUUAAGAGAAGUCCGAUAGAAUUUCAUCUAAAAUAUUGUAAACAUGAAUUGCGUUAUUCGAUACUACUCAGGAACCUCCUCCCCCGACACUUUUAAAAAAGACAAAGAAAACGUUCCGCUCCAGUGACCUUCCUUUGAUUUUUUUUUAAUUCCCUUUUUGCUAAAGUUAUUCACAGGAUAUUUUAGCCUGUGUGCAACUUAAGACCAAGUCUUAAACUGUGUGUAACAUAGCAACAAUUUUGAUUCAGCUGCAAUCAGGCUAAUGAUAUUUUUACUAUGUAUUUGUAGCAGAUGAAUCAGGACUAUUAUAAGCUAUUAUAUACUUCACUGAAAGUAUUAUUUAUCAGUAGAAAAUAACUGUAAUGUUUAUAUGUAUAAGUACUGUAUACAGCUAUUUCAUAACACGUUUUUAAAGUGUAUUAGAAUACUAAAGAUAGUGUAUUCCAAGACCGAAAUGCAUUUUGGUCGUUCUAUCGCCGUUCAAAAGGAUUUUGUGAGUAUUCCAGCUCCCAAACUUCAGUGGAAAGCAAUAAAGUUUAGAACUGUCAUUUUGUGAGGCAGCUAACAUAAAGUUUAAGAGCAACAAUGCAUUGCGGUCUUGGAAUGCACUGUACAGAAUACAGUAUACAGCAUUAAACGUUUUCUGAAUUUGCUGUAUACAGCUAAGUCGUCACAGCGAAGAGCGAAUGAAAGGCCAGUUUUGCUGUGGGUAUAUUCACUCAUGAAAGGCCUACGGAAGCCCAAAAGGGCCAACGGCAAUUAUKAAAAAACGUAUCGUACAUUUGAGACGUGAUCGCAAACUUAAUCCGUUGGUGACAUACUAAAUGUCUUCAUGGCAAACGUAAUCUUGAUUAAUAACUUAUUAAACUUUGUGAGGGCAAACUUCA